AUGGGCAAGAAGCGAGCAGGACCAAGUGCCGCUGCUGUCCAGGCACAGGGCAAGAAGAUGACCUUUGGCGACGACGACGAGGAGUUCUCCGCCGACGUCUCGCUGCCCGCUCCUACUUCCCGAACAGUCAACAAUGCAAGCGACUCGGACUCAGACUCGGAUGAUGAUGACGACGCUCCCGAGGCGGUCGGUAUGGGUGCCGGAAAGGCAGACGAGGAGGAGCGCGAAAUGGCUGCCGCCAAGAAGCGUCUGGCAGACCGUGAAGCCGCCCAGCUGCGUGCUAGCAAGAUUGCCGAGGCCAAGGCCGCUGCUGCUCUCAAGUCUGCCAAGGACAGCAAGGGAAAGAGCAAGGGCAAGGCUGUGGAGAAGGGCAAGGGCAAGGAGAAGAGGAAGCGCGCUGCUGGCGAGGAGAGCGACAACGAUGACGAGAGCCCCGAGGCAGCGCGCUUGCGGCGACGCAUGGAGGCCGCCAUGGCGGCUGGCGACGACGAAUCGGACGAGGAUGAUGACGAGGACGUCGAGGAUAACGACAAAUAUGUGGUCGACUACUAUGACGACUCGGACGGAUCGUUCCACUCUGAUUCCGAGAUUGACACGGAUGAAGACGACGAGGAUGGCGACAGCGACGACUCGGAGGAGCUGCGCGAUGACGGCCCAUUGUCCGACAAGGAGAGGAGAAUGCGUGCGCAAAUGGACGCCAUGAUGGCUGCUAUGGAGAAGCGGGCACUCGGCGACCAAGCACCUGCUGUCAAGAAGGCCAAGAAGGAGAAGGCGACAGCAGCCAAGGCUGGCAAGAAGGAAGCAGCGCAGGCUGCUGCUGGCGACUCGGAGGACGAGGACACUGCCUUUGACCUCACCCCGGGCGUGGCUCCUCUCUCCGCUGCCCUGCUUGAGGCUGCCGAGGCCGAGACUCAAGCCGCCAACACCCGCGCAAGUGCCAAGGUCAGCGAGGCUGCAGACACCAAGGCGAAGGGUGCCCGCAGGAGGAAAAAGAGGAAGACUGCAGAGGAGACUAGCAGGCAAAUUGACGACUCAACCACACUGCACCUCCUUCCUCCUGUGCUUGCCGGCUUUGACCUGCCACCUGUCGUUGCACCACGCCAAAAGGUGUUUGCGGCCAACGCAGCUCGCAAGACGUUUAUGAAGAAGGCGAUGCGUGGAAGCGGCAAGAUUCCCGGCAACAGCUCGUUGGAUGGCAGGAAGAAGGCAUAG
Messenger RNA from Apiotrichum porosum, 1212 nucleotides. RefSeq lists its product as uncharacterized. Lineage: Eukaryota; Fungi; Basidiomycota; Tremellomycetes; Trichosporonales; Trichosporonaceae. The transcript is spliced from 3 exons. The record is from RefSeq and is a predicted model, not a curated record. Bases 1 to 1212 code for a protein of 403 amino acids.